Messenger RNA from Brienomyrus brachyistius, 3665 nucleotides. Its product is annotated as palmitoyltransferase ZDHHC18-B-like. Bases 1029 to 2129 code for a protein of 366 amino acids. NCBI's taxonomy places the organism in Eukaryota, Metazoa, Chordata, Actinopteri, Osteoglossiformes, Mormyridae. Gene Ontology annotation, molecular function: protein-cysteine S-palmitoyltransferase activity. Gene Ontology annotation, biological process: protein targeting to membrane; peptidyl-L-cysteine S-palmitoylation. The record is from RefSeq and is a predicted model, not a curated record. Gene Ontology annotation, cellular component: endoplasmic reticulum; Golgi apparatus. The transcript is spliced from 10 exons.
AUCACUGCUCCUAUUUCGGCAGCGAAUCACCAAGGAGCCUGGACGGCAUAGAACCUGCAUUGAGCCACCGGCUGUGUUAAGGAGUGCAUUGUCCCUUGGAGGUUUUCACAAAGACCUCACCAACAAUUGUGAAGGCCAGCUAGUUAACUAGCUAGUAUUUUGCUGUUUUUUUUAAAUAAAUACAGCCAGGGCAGAAAACGAUCCAGCUAGAUACUGCUUACGUAUGUGCAGAGAGUACUUAGUGGGGAAGCUAAAUGAUCGCAGUGGAGCACAUUUACUACCUAUAUGAUCUGGAAUCAUCGAACGAUACUAGCUAGCAGGCUGGCUAUGCUGUAGUGGGAAACUAGCUGGAUGUUAGCUGCUUCUGCAGUCAGGCGAAUAACCGCAGACCUGUUCGUUUUGUUAGGCAGGACUUAUGUUUGUUUUUGUGCUGAUUCACCACAUUAUUCAGGAUAUAUGUGUUCCGGUAGGGCUUAGGCAGCCGUUCGAGGUGGGAGAUGUUAUCGGGUCGCUGUGGGUGUCCCUCUAAUGAGGAGUAAGGUGACCAAUCCAACCGGCGCCUCCCGGAACCGGCAGCCCGCUGGCUAGUAAACAAAGCUGAGGCUGCUCUGGGGCCGGGUAGCGUGAGCUAGCAAUUUCCUCAAUGACUUUAUACGUAGACAUGGUAACGACUCACGUUACCAGACUUUAUUUUUUAAAUAAAUAGGCUUUGUUAAUGCAGAUAGGUUUUCAGAAAGCGUAAUCAUUUGGUUACAACUGCCUCUGCAGCUAGUUAAACUGGUUAAUUGCUUCAUGUAGCCUGGACACGUCAUUGCUAUUAUCCGUGUUUACCUUAACGAUCAGUAUUAAUUGUGAGAACCAGUCCCGUCUGGCUUGGGACCUAGAUGUAGUUUCUUUUGAUCAAUAAAUGAGUAACUUCGGAAACUGAGCGUGCUGCGCUUUAGCCGAUCUGCGGACGUCCAGCAUCCAGCGGCGCGUGUGUGAGCGACUAAGCGCACUUGACUGGGACAAACAAAUAUAUUUAGACGAUGAAAAACUGCGAAUAUCGGCAAAUCGACCCGCAAGCCCUGUCGACACCGACACCACCGCCGACUCAAUGCGCCGAGAAGAAACCGAAACGAGUCCGCAGGAAAUGGGAAGUUUUCCCGGGAAAGAACCGCUUUUUCUGCGACGGCCGUAUCAUGAUCGCCCGGCAGAGUGGCGUCCUCCCCUUGACGCUUCUCCUUAUCCUAUUCACUAGUAGCUUGUUCUUCAUCUUUGACUGCCCCUUCCUGGUGAAGCACGUGACCAGCUGCAUCCCUGUGAUUGGAGGAGUUCUCUUCACCUUUGUGGUCAUCUCCCUCCUCCAGACCAGCUUCAGUGACCCCGGCAUCCUUCCCAGGGCCACGCCGGACGAGGCAGCCGACAUCGAGAAGCAGAUAGACAAUUCCAGUUCCUCCAGUUACCGUCCACCACCUCGAGUUCGGGAGGUUCUCAUCAACCAGCAGGUGGUCAAGCUGAAGUACUGCUUCACCUGCAAGAUGUUCCGGCCUCCACGGACCUCUCACUGCAGCCUGUGUGACAACUGUGUGGAGCGGUUUGACCAUCACUGUCCCUGGGUGGGAAACUGUGUUGGCCGGCGGAACUACCGCUUCUUCUACACCUUCAUCGUGUCGCUGUCCUUCCUAACGGCCUUCGUCCUCGGCUGUGUGACCACACACCUGGCCUUGCGUUCCCAGGGUGGAAAAGGUGUGAUCUCUGCCCUCCAGGAGAGCCCAGCCAGUGCCCUGGAGCUGGUUGUGUGCUUCUUCUCUGUCUGGUCUAUUCUGGGCCUUUCAGGGUUCCAUACCUACCUUGUGGCCUCUAAUCUCACCACCAAUGAAGAUAUAAAAGGAUCCUGGUCAGGGAACAGUGGACUCCAGAGUGCUGGGAAUCCCUACAGCUACAAUAGCAUCUUCACCAACUGCUGUGCCGUGCUCUGCGGGCCCAUUCCUCCCAGCUUGAUUGACAGGAGGGGGUUACUGCCUGCAGAGGAUUCACCUGCAGCAGCUCCUGCCCCCCCAGAGAUUGAGCUCCUUGGCUUUGGAGCCAAAACCGACAUCAGUAUGGAGGACAGUUGUCAGGAUUUUGCUGUAUCUUGCACUGGAUGAGUUCAGCAGACCCGUGUUUGCUGCACUCUGUGGUAUACCUGCUGCUCCCUCCAGCACCCUCAGCCCAAGGUGGAGACCCUGGGUGCUCCUUUCGAAUGUGGGAAUCUUCUCAGGAUUACUUGCAUAAUGGACAGCAGAUAUUGCCAAAAUACAGAUUGCACACUUUUGGAACGGGACCAGCAUGUGAGUGGGGGAACACGGGGCAUUUUCGCAGUGCCCAUGACCUGAACUGUGGCUCUCUAAAGCCCUGUCUUUGUGUCUCAGACCUUGUUCUACUAAAGGGACGUGUCAUGUUAGCUUUGACUCAUCUCCGGACAAGAACAGCUCAUCUCCGAUCUGGACCUCCAAGUGCUUUUGGGCCCCAUCCUCCCAGCAAUAACCCAGCAAGCAGGCCCAAACCAGCACCCGGAGUCAGUGAGCAGGUGGAAAUGAGCAGAGUCUUUUGCAAGCUGCAAUGCUUUAUUUUGGAAAGUUACCAACUCACCAGAUCUCCAGGACUGGAUGGUUCAGCAUUACAGUCACUUCCAGGACGGAAAGGACAGACUUGAUUACCAUCUGAACCACAUUUAUGGUCUGUGAAUCGAGGUAAAACAAGGAUUCUCAUCAAAGGAUCUGUUCACACCCCUUGAAUCACAUCAGGGAUUGUGAUAAAUUAUUGGCCAUAAUCAACAAGAGCACAGGAGAAGAGCGGAUUAUUUGUUCUGUGGUGUCCUGAGCUGUAGAGCUUUUAGAAAUCCAGCUGAGAUCUGACAUCCUCCAUGGAAGGUCAGGUAUCUGUCUGGCCUACUAGCUCAUGUGAUAAAAUAGCAGUGAAAGGGCAGCCCAGCCUUUCUCAUGGUGACGUUAUCCCGGCUGCAGCUUCCCUGGUGGACCUCUUGCAACAUCUACCUUCCCUUGACCCUUCAGUGCUUUGCAUUUGGACCUAUCUCUGGGAUCCGGGUCCCUCACUGGGCCUAGUUUGCCUUUUGAAAACAAGGAAACAGGGAUUGUAAUACUUGAUAUUUAUUACAAGGCUAUUUGCCAUAAUGUGGGUGCAAAGUCUUAUUGCGGUCUUUGCAGGUUCCCUGUAUGUUUGGCAGGUUUGGUUCCUCAUGCAGACUUUGUGUAACCUGAGUGAAUGAAUGAAUGAAUGAUUGAUACAACCAGUUUUCUUCUGCCAGUGAGUGUUCCUCUUACUUUUUGUUGCCAACUGCAGAACUUGCACAGAACCAUGUAAACCAGGUAACACUGGUCGCCUUCACCCCAGAAGCCCUUACAUCCAUGUCACGGACCGUGGUACCAUAACGUCGGUGCUGGAGAGGUGGCCCCGCACAUACCUAUUCAGUAUGAGGCCGGACUGUAGGCUCACCUCUUCCGGCUCUUUGGAGGUUCUUGUUAGCAGAUGUGUUGAAAAAUUGUUCCCAAAAUCCAUUGUGAAAACUGGUGAGCAGGAUUGACUAAACUUGCUAGUGCUUGUUGUUAAUUUCCUUUUUGUUUCCUAAGGGCUUGUUAAUUCCAGUGUUAAAUAAACAAACGAACAUGAUAUUCUUUUGCUUA